This is a messenger RNA of Photinus pyralis (common eastern firefly), 1377 nucleotides long. RefSeq lists its product as uncharacterized. Gene Ontology annotation, biological process: DNA replication, removal of RNA primer. The coding region runs from base 201 to 992 and encodes 263 amino acids. The transcript is spliced from 2 exons. The record is from RefSeq and is a predicted model, not a curated record. NCBI's taxonomy places the organism in Eukaryota, Metazoa, Arthropoda, Insecta, Coleoptera, Lampyridae. Gene Ontology annotation, molecular function: RNA-DNA hybrid ribonuclease activity; nucleic acid binding.
UUCAAUGGAAAAUGCGCUAAAAAUGCUGUUACAAAGAUACAUUCGCUAGUUAUCAAAUACACGUGUAUUUUGUGUGUUUCUAAAUCAAUUUCCCCACGUAAAUUAAAUUACUUGUUCCCUUUGGUCUUUAACGUAUUACCUACGAGGUCAUUCCUUCUGAUAAAUACCUGAAAACAUGGAUGCAUGUUGUAUAUUAGCUAAUGGUAACAGACGGAUCAAAGCGAAACUCCCAAACUGGCGCAGCACUAGUAAUGGAUUCAUCAAACCAACAAUUCCACCUUCCCAACUUUACAUCAACAUAUACAGCAGAAGCAUUUUGUGUCUUAAAAGCGGUACAGUUCAUUAAUCAAGCAACUAAAAAUAACUAUGUAAUAUGUACAGACUCCCUAAGUACCAUCCUAAGUAUUAAAUCCGCGUAUCCCACUAAUCCCAUAAUCCAGAAAAUACAGGACAGUAUACAUCAAUCACUCACACAAUCCAAUACCAUAACUAUCCUUUGGGUACCAUCUCAUUGCGGCAUUAGAGGGAAUGAAGAGGCAGACACCUUGGCAAAAGAAGGAGCAACUCUAACUGACAUACUUCACCUCCCUAUACCAUCCAGGGAUCUCGUUAAUACAGUUAAACAAAAAAUGAAAGAAAAACUGCAACACCAAUGGAGUCAAACUACCAAUAAUCAGUUAAGGAAAAUAAAACCAAGCUUAAAACCAUGGAAAAUGAACGGAACCAGAAGAGAAAGAGUAGCGGCCACAAGGUUAAGGAUCGGUCAUACCCUAUUGACACACGACUUCAUCUUCCAAAAAAUUGAGCCAACGCAAUGCACCACAUGCGGUACUCGACUUACCAUUGAACACAUACUGACUGAAUGUAGAAGCUUCGACCAACAACGUAUAACAUGCAAACUACCGCCUACCCUCACGGAAUGUCUAGGAAACGACAACAUACAUAAAGCCUUAACCUACCUGAAAACCAUCAACUUGUUCGGCAGACUGUGACCAACACAUCAUGUACCUACCAAUGUGAAAUAUGUUUAACUGUAAUUUACAUCAUUACCUCUACUGUACUCACCAUCAUGCACAAUGUUCAUAAUGUUAUCUUUCUUACCACAUCAUAUUGCAUAAACUAGUGUAUUCACGUAUUUGUACUUACCAAGCCGGAGCACCAAUAAUCUAUGUAAUUGAGGGGCUCCUAAAUAUAUAAAUAACUAAAAAAAAAAAACAUUGUCUAUUAAGUUAUAAUCAUUAUGGGUUAGAUGAAAGAGCAGGGGUAGACUUUCUACUCCUGAAUCUCGCCCUUGGCAGUUAUUACUUUUAUUAUUAUUAUAAUAGGGAGAUUGUUCAAAGAAAGCAUGUUUUGCCACAUAUUGGCAAGAUAAGUAAG